UCUCUUUUGAUUUGAGCAGCGUGGGGAUGCGCCACACAGUCCCACUAUAUUGCAAGCUUUCCCGUUAGUAGUGCAUCAUCGGCUGCACCUGCUUACUCCGUUGUUGUGGAGCUGGAUCUCUGGGAGGGGUCUUUAUUUCGUUGGGAGCUUUUUUUGUUUUAAAACAAGAUUUUUAUUUUCCUCCGGAGAGAAAUAAGAGAAGCAAUUCAGCACCACACGAUUGAGGAGAGCGUUGAGAUUUGAGGCAAUUUUGUGGGAAUACACUGCGAACCUUUUACAUACUUUGUGGACCUUUCAUUCGAGGUUGAAGCAGAGACCAUGACGACAGCCACUUCCCCAAUCUUGUUGAAAUGGGACCCUAAGAGUCUUGAAAUCCGCACACUGACUGUGGAGCGACUUCUGGAACCCCUUGUUACACAGGUGACAACCUUAGUAAACACGAGCAACAAAGGGCCGUCCAGUAAGAAGAAGGGGCGCUCCAAGAAGGCUCAUGUCCUGGCAGUCUCUGUUGAACAGGCCACUCAAAACUUUUUGGAGAAAGGGGAGCAGAUUGCCAAAGACAGCCAGGAUCUCAAGGAGGAGCUCAUUGCUGCUGUAGAUGAUGUCCGUAAGCAAGGAGAGACAAUGCGUAUUGCCUCCUCAGAAUUUGCUGAUGACCCGUGCUCCUCUGUGAAACGUGGCACCAUGGUGAGGGCUGCCCGAGCCCUGCUCUCUGCUGUUACGCGCCUGCUCAUCCUCGCCGACAUGGCCGACGUCAUGAGGCUGCUGGCCCACCUUAAAAUUGUGGAGGAGGCCUUGGAGGGAGUAAAGAAUGCAACCAACGAGCAGGACCUGGCAAACCGCUUCAAAGAAUUUGGAAAGGAGAUGGUGAAGCUUAAUUAUGUAGCAGCCCGGAGACAGCAGGAGCUAAAGGACCCCCAGUGUCGAGACGAGAUGGCGGCUGCACGCGGGGCUCUGAAGAAAAACGCCACCAUGCUGUACACUGCCUCGCAGGCCUUCCUGCGCCACCCAGACGUGGCGGCCACACGGGCCAACCGAGACUACGUGUUCAAGCAAGUGCAGGAGGCCAUCGGGGGCAUCUCCAGUGCUUCUCAGGCCACCUCCCCAACUGACGAGAAGCACACCCACGCUGGCAUCGGGGAACUGGCUGCUGCCCUCAAUGAGUUUGAUAACAAAAUAAUCCUGGACCCUCUGACAUUCAGCGAGGCUCGCUUCCGACCCUCUCUCGAGGAGCGCUUGGAGAGCAUCAUCAGUGGCGCCGCAUUAAUGGCCGACUCUUCGUGCACACGUGAUGACCGACGUGAACGCAUCGUGGCUGAGUGCAACGCUGUCCGACAGGCCCUGCAAGACUUGUUGAGCGAGUACAUGAACAAUGUAAGUCCCAUUUUCAACUAUUCGCAUAUCACAUUGUUUAUCUUUUAUAAGAUGGCACUAAUUUAUGUUGUGAUAUCGUGGUUGGUGCGAUAAGGUAAGAACACACAGAAACGUGGUUGGAUUGGUGGGUAAUUAUUUUAGAUAUCCUUUUUAACCUCUUUUGAGUCAUUACUCAGAGCAGAAUCUCAUACUUUUCCAACACUGAAGCAAACUCAAUUCCGUCUAAAUUCUUCUAAGAUGUUAGUUUCAACAAGCAGUUCUGACAAGUUUGCUCACAACUAAUGUAGCCAGUAUUUCUGCCUCCUUCCACAUCAUUCAUCGUUGUUAUUUAUUGUAGCAAAAUGUUGCCUAAACAUGGGGUCUGUAUCCAAAAUCAGCCAGUUUAUAUUUGGUCACAAAUUGUGAGUUAAGCAAUCUGCAGUAUGCUAGGCCAUUGAUCCUCAUGGAUUUUUGAUUUGUGUUUGUCUUAAGUGGUCUUUAACAUUGCUUUAAAUUGUGUAAAUGUCAAGGUUGUGGCAAUCGAUAGAUUAUAUAAUUGAGUAAGUUUGGUUCCCAUGGAGGAAUCGCAUGUUGACCUGUAUGAAUUAUAGAUCAAGCCUCACUGUGUUUGAACCUCAGACAGAGAAACAGUGCACACCCCAUAUCUGAUGAGUUUUGUGUGUGCUUAUGUAUUUCACAGCACACUUAUUGUGAUACAUUGAUAUCUAUAGAGGACUCAAGGGCUGUUUGCACCAGCUGGCAUACGGUAUUUUAUUCAUGGGUAGUACGCUCACAAAUUGUCCUCACAUGCCCUGUUACAUGCAGGCAGACAUCACAUAUUAUACCUAGGAAGUUUGCUUGCAUGAGAUGCUGCUGUGAAGUCAAAUGUGUGAGAUUGUCACAAAUCCCUGUCGGUGUCUUAUUGUUAUGCCAUUCAUCGCAAUCCUUACAUGAACUUUGAAUGCUUCUCCGCCUCAAUGGAUAUCAAUCUCCUAGGCCGGGGGCAAGUCUGAAGAAAUAUUCACCACCAUACAUUCAAUCUAAAGGGGCCCCUGAAUGGUGUCCCAGUAGAUUUGAGGAAGCUAUUUCUUUUUGUAUGGAGGGACUCCCAGAGGGGUAUAUAUAUUGAGUUCGGUUUUGAAAGCAGUGCUUCCAUUAGAUCGGAGUCAGUCAUGUGGUUCAGCGGAAAUGCUGUUAGAAUGCCUGAUUCAGCAUUCUCUCGGUUAAGCCUGAAUUAUGCUCCGAUGUUAUGGCGCACGAGUCAGCUACGUGGGCUGGCUCCUCCCUCUACAAACCCUCCCGCAGAGCUUGACGUGCACGUCCAAAAACUUCUUACACAAACCGCAGAACUGUGAUUGUUUGGCUUUUUUCUUUUUUGGUACAUCUGUACCAUUUUUUCCCUUCCAAAAGGUCCGUCAAAACAAAAGAAACAAUUAAUUGAGGAACAUCUCGUAGAAGAAAUAAGCAAUAUGCAAAUAUGAGCAGUCCGAUGAAUGUGAUAUAAAUAUGAGCAACAUAUACAAUAAAAGCGACUGAUGUUCCAUAUUGAUAAGUUCCAGCUGCAACAAAGAUCUGGACGUCAGCCUCUUCGAAAGCUAAAUCGUUAGCCAAAGAUUUUUUUUUUGCUGGAGAAUUGCAAGUCACGAACGGCUAUAAACGAAUCGAGACGCCAUCAGAAGGAUUGAGUAGUGACGGCGCUGAAGCAUAAUUCAGGCUUUAGUUCAGGGGUGGGCAACUGUUACUAUCAAAAGAGCCAUUUUGCCCCCUCACCCACUGAAGGGAAAUUGUCUGGAGCUGCAAAGCAUAACAGCUUAUAAACUUUUAAAAGUUUUAAUCUUUCUUAAUUUUACCUGCUACAACAGAAUAAACAUACAAGAGUGCAGUAUGCAUGUACUGUAUAACGGAUGCCAACUAGUGGGGCUGUGAAAGCAUUUUGGUUAAACCUCACUACCUGACGCCUCAAAAAAUGUGCAGCACAGUAGGGGAGGAAGACGUCUCUGUCAUGUCUCAAAAACCGCAGGCAGGCAAAAACCGGCUCCCCAUCCCAUCCUCAUGCUCAUCCAAUCAUAAUGUCAGAACUCAGCCGUGAUGCAUUCACAGUCUUACAGGAAGUCAGAUAUUUUUAACUCUUUUCUAAAUUGUGCGUUUUCCUCACUUGUGUGUUAAAAAAAAAAACAUUCGAGCAUUGCGAAGGGAGCCACAACGAGGAGGGUAAAGAGCCGCAUGCGUGUUGCCAACCCCUGCUUCGAUCAUAUUGUGUUGGAAACUAUUACAAACGUUAGGAAAGUAAUGUAAAACUGUAUGAAAUUAACUGAGUACUAUUUUCUUAAAAUGAUUCCUUCACUUGCGAGUCAAAUUAGCGCCCUGAAAUCUCUUUUAAUCAACCUCUUGUUUGGUGUAGUGUUCUUUUUUUUGCUGGUGAAAACAGUAAUCAACCAAACCAACCUGUCUGAGACCGCUGCGGACAGCAGUGGCCAAUUUUAUUUCCCAUUGAUGGCCGCGCACGAAAAAAUCAGAGGAUGUAAAAGUAACAUCAGGUCAUCAACAUUUUGACUCUUGUGUCAUUACAUUGUCUUCUUACCCUUUUUUAAUUUUUCCUGUUGUUUUCGAUUUCCUGCUUUAAUUGUAUUUUUAGAAUGUGCCGUGGGCCAAUAAAUAAAAAUGAGCUGCGGGCUGCAAAUGACCCCUGUGCCACACUUUGGACACCCUUGACCUAGAUAUUAACAAUUCCAAACACACUCGGCCAGUUUGAAGUGGUAAAUCGACCAGUCGCGUUUGACCCUCAUCAUACUGAGGCAACUACAGGGAGUAAACAGUUGAGGCAUUUGAGUGACCCAACAGGCCUUUGCUUUAGCAUGUAUGCAGUUAGCACAUUGUCUAACGGUAGCACAUCAUGUUUCUGUCAUGUGAAGAUGGAUUAUUUGCUCGCAAGUGCAUUAGGCUACUUUCUGAUGUACUCUAGCCUGAUGGAUUAUUGAGAAGUUGUCCAGAAAGAACACAUUUUCCCCAUGGUAUGCUUUCAUUCAUUCAUUUCCCAUACCGCUUGUCAACAGCCAUUCACAGUCACAUUCACACCUAUGGAUAUUUUAGUGUUUCUAUUUAACAUGACAUGCAUAUUGUUGGGAUGUGGGGGGAAGCCUAAGUACCCGGAGAAAACCCAUGCACGGAACUCGACUGCGAGAUUCACAGGCUAACCACGAGGACACGGCGCAUCCCCCUUGUUAUGCAUCAUUUUGCUCAAGUAUCGUUGAUACUGAUCUCACAUGUUUUGUGUAAUGCAUUUUGGUUGGCUAGAGAGCGGCACGCUACUUUUACAAGCCCAUGCAGUUGAUUUUGGAACAGACAAAGCGAACUACAGGUGUGAAAGCACACUUAGUGUCAUAACCCAGUACUCCACUUGUCUGCGCUGUACGUGCAUUGUACAGGAUGGGAUCGAGACUGGAGUCCAGCUGCCUGCCACUCUUGAUAUAAUAAUCAGGCUGCAUGACAGACUACUUAAGAUGCUGGUGGGAAAAAAAAAAAAAAAAAAAAAAAAAAAAAAAAAAAAAAAAAAAAAAAAAAAACAUAAACAAAA
This is a messenger RNA of Dunckerocampus dactyliophorus (ringed pipefish), 4927 nucleotides long. RefSeq names its product catenin (cadherin-associated protein), alpha 2 (gene ctnna2). The transcript is spliced from 8 exons. Bases 319 to 1467 code for a protein of 382 amino acids. Gene Ontology annotation, cellular component: actin cytoskeleton; catenin complex; adherens junction. Gene Ontology annotation, biological process: cell migration; cell-cell adhesion. Lineage: Eukaryota; Metazoa; Chordata; Actinopteri; Syngnathiformes; Syngnathidae. Gene Ontology annotation, molecular function: structural molecule activity; beta-catenin binding; cadherin binding. The record is from RefSeq and is a predicted model, not a curated record.